Molecule: messenger RNA, 2845 nt
Organism: Amaranthus tricolor (Joseph's coat)
Lineage: Eukaryota; Viridiplantae; Streptophyta; Magnoliopsida; Caryophyllales; Amaranthaceae
Product: protein GRIP
Exons: 22
Coding region: 163-2550 (795 amino acids)
Biological process (GO): reciprocal meiotic recombination
Source: RefSeq, a predicted model, not a curated record
ACUCUAGGAAAUGAAUCUCAAAUUGUUGUUGUAUGCAAUUAGUAAAAAACUCUUUUGUCCAAAGAGAAACCGUAAAACUGAAACAAGGAGCAUACGGCAGUGCAAGAUCCACUCUCAGGCAUCACACAUUCUACUCUUCGUCGAUCUUAUUGCUUCAAGUAAAUGGUGGAUCAGGAAGGGGCAACCAAUGGGUCGGUAGAAACAACAGCAGAAGAUAAUUUAAAGUUGGUUAAACAACUAGCUGAGAUGAAUUCGGAUGAAUGUCACCCCAAGGAGAAUGGGGUUUUUGAUCCUUAUGAUUCUUGCCCUAACAGUACUCAUGAUCAGCUUGUCCAGAUGAUUAUCGAGCUGAAGUUUCAAAACGAAUAUUUUAAAUCUCAGAUCAAGGACCUUCAAAUGCAAUAUAUAGGCACAGAAUCAACUGGAUCUUCCCAACAAUAUCAAAAACCUGAACUGGAUAAUAUAUCAUUAGGUGAUGUGAAGGCUUUGCAGGAAAAGAUAGAGUUGUUGAAUAGAGAAUUACUAGAAGAAAAGCAAACAUGUAAUGCUGCAGAAGUGGCCCUGAGCCACCUGAGAGAAUCAUAUUCUGAGGCAGAUGCUAGAGCCCAAGUGCUCUCAGCUAAACUUGCUGAAGCUCAACAAAAGAUGGAGAAGGAAAUCAAAGAACGUGAUGAUAAAUAUUCGGAGCUUGAUUCCAAGUUUAGCAGGCUUCAUAAAAGGGCAAAACAGCGUAUUCAAGAUGUUCAAAAGGAAAAGGAUGAUUUAGAGGCACAGUUCCGUGAUGCGAAUGAAAAAGCAGAGCGAGCUUCAUCCCAACUUUCAGCACUACAGCUAGAGCUAGAGCGUUCAAGGAAACAAGCAAAUGAAGCAUUGAAAGCUAUGGAUGCAGAGAGGCAACAAUUAAGAAGUGUGAAUAAUAAGCUUCGAGAUAACAUUGAAGAACUUCGUCAUUCAUUGGAACCUAAGGAACAUGCUCUUGAGGCACUGCAACAAUCACUUUUGGAGAAGGAACAGAUGUUGGAUAAUAUGAGAGGGUUAUUACAAGCCACUGAGGAAAAACGACAAGCUUCUGUGGCUGAGAUCACUUCCAAACAUCAAAAGCAUGUAGAAAGUCUGGAAAUGCAACUUGCUGAAGCAGUGUCUGAGUCAAAUAAGGCAGCAGAAACUGUCUCUUCUUUACAGGUAUUAGUUGCUGAAAAGGAGUCAAAAAUUGCUGAAAUGGAUGCUGCUAAAUCUGGCGAGUCUGCUAGACUGAAAGCUGCCAUUGAGUCUCUUAAAGGAGACUUUGUCCAUCAGAAGCAAGAACAUGAGAAAGAAAGAGAAAGCUGGGAAGCAACCUGCAAAGUCUUCAAAGCAAAACUAGAGACUGCUGAGAGCAGUCGCGUACGGGCCGAAAUAGAAGCUGCUAAAAUCAGGAGUCAGCUUGAAUUGCAGCUGUCUGAACAAGCUCAAUUAAUCAAUGAUAAAGAUUCUGAAUUAGCAGCUUCCAGGGAACAGAUCAGUCGACUAGCAGCUGAAUUUUCUUCGUACAAACUCCGUGCACACUCCCUCCUUCAGAAGAAGGACGCAGAUCUAGCAGCAGCGAAAGACUCUGAACAAAUCAAAGCUCUAGAAGAAGCAUUAAAAGAGGCCGAGAAUGAAAUUUCAUUGGUAUCUAUAGAGAGGGAUAAGGCUGUCAAUGAGCUUCAAGCUGCUUUAGCUAAUUAUGACAAAGAACUUUCAGCAAGAGAUGCUGCUCUUAGGAAUUCUGAUCAGAAAAUAAAGAACUUAGAAGCAAAGCUUGAUUCUCAUACUGUAAAAUACCAAUCAGAAAAAGAUGCUUUGGAACUGAAACUGCGGGAUUUAGAAGAAAUGUGGCACGGGAAGUAUGAAGCUUUGAAAGCUGAAAAAGAGGCAUCUGUUGCGCCAGAUAUGCAGACAGAAAUAGAAGAACUCAAAUUGCAAUGUAGUAAAUUGAAAGAAGAGCAUGAUUCGUUUCAUGAUCUUGCUGACAGAAUGCUUGAAGAUAAGGACAAAGAGAUUUCAAGGCUUUUGUACGACAACAAUAAACUUCAACGCGCUUUAGACUCAGAACUCAAAGGAGGUGAUGAUGAUACUCGUAGCAGAGCCUCACAAAAACAAGAUACCUCAAGCACUUCUACUGCAGAACAGCAGAUUCUGAUGUUGGCUAGGCAGCAAGCCCAGAGAGAAGAAGAGUUAGCUCAGUCACAGCGGCACAUAUUAGCACUUCAAGAGGAACUUGAGGAGCUUGAGCGUGAAAAUCGGCUCCACAAUCAACAGGUUAGCAUGUUAAAGGAAGAACUCCGAAGCAUGGAUAGAUCACGGAAGAGGGAAGGGGUGGAUAUGACCUACCUAAAGAAUGUUGUCUUGAAGCUUCUUGAAACUGGUGAGGUGGAGGCUUUACUGCCAGUAAUCGCAAUGCUUCUACAAUUCAGUCCCGAUGAGGUCCAGAAGUGUCAGCAAGUCUACCGCAGUUACGCUGAUGCAUCUGCUAGCUCGGAAAAUGAGGCAUCCAGUCGCUCGCUUUUCUCAAGAUUCUCAUUUGUCUGAGUUGUAAGCGAAUACACAAUCAAGUGAAGUUUCUGCCUGAGAAGAUUGUGGAAUCAAUGAAGUAAAAUGUCAUGCUGCAAAUUUUUGUAUUUUUUAUUUAAUUUUUGAUGUAUAUCUUCCAUCUGUAAAAUACCAAAAUCAUUUUUUUACUGUUCUUUUCCGAAAAAUACCCGUAUAGAUCACCAGGACAUUAAAUAUAGAGUUUACAUCAUUAGAGUAUAAUCUUGUAUUUGUUUCAAUUUCUACCUUAUGCUUUACGCAAUUCAAUGUGAGAAGUUUAUGCUACGAAGUAGUA